Messenger RNA from Miscanthus lutarioriparius, 1545 nucleotides. The record is from the annotation of a GenBank genome assembly. Lineage: Eukaryota; Viridiplantae; Streptophyta; Magnoliopsida; Poales; Poaceae.
AUGAGAGAGAGAGACAGAGUUGCUGUGGGCCUGUGGCCGGUGGAUGCAUUGCUAUUGCUAGUUCCAAGGGAUCAAUCACGUUGGGACGCCAAGCGGCAGCCGCGCGCCGCAAGGCUCAAGGUCUACCCGCUCCUGGGCACUCUCCCUCACUUCCUCAAGAACCACCACCGCUUCCUCGAGUGGACCACGGACAUCCUGACGCGCGACCCUACGCACACCAUGUCCGUCAAGGCCCUCGGCCUCACCGGCGUUGCCAUCACCGCCAGCCCUGCCAAUGUCGAGCACAUCGUCAAGACCAACUUCGCCAACUACCCCAAGGGCGAGCUCGCGGUCUCCAGGCUCGAGGACUUCCUCGGCCACGGCAUCUUCAACUCCGACGGCGACCAGUGGCUGCGGCAGCGCAGGGCUGCCAGCUACGAGUUCGGCAGGCGCUCCCUCAGGAGCCUGGUCGUCGACGCCGCCCGCUUCGAGGUCACCGAGCGGCUGCUGCCGCUGCUCGACCGGGCGUCGCGCGACGGCCGGACGCUGGACCUGCAGGACGUGCUCGAGCGCUUCGCGUUCGACAGCAUCUGCCGCGUGGCGUUCGGCGACGACCCGGCGUGCCUCGCCGAGGACAGCAUGGCCGCGCCCGGCCGGAGCGCCGAGUUCAUGCGCGCCUUCAACGACGCGCAGAACGCCGUCAUGGCCCGCUUCAUGUCUCCCGUCAAUUCGCUGUGGCGCCUCAAGAGGCUGCUCAACGUGGAGCCCGAGAGGCGGAUGCGCUCGGCGCUCGGCACCAUCCACGGCUACGCUGGUAGGAUCGUCCGCGAGCGCAGGGAGAGGAGAAGCGAGGUCGGCCUGGCGUGCAGGGACGACUUCCUGUCGCGAUUCGCCGCGGCCGGCGAGCACAGCGAUGAGAGCCUCCGGGACGUGGUCACCAACUUCCUCCUAGCUGGGCGCGACACGACGUCGUCGGCGCUGUCCUGGUUCUUCUGGCUGGUCUCCACGCGGCCCGACGUGGAGGACAGGAUCGUGCGCGAGGUCCGCGCGGUGCGAGCCUCCAGCCAUCAGGGUAGCAUCACGGGCGCGGCGACGUUCAGCGUUGACGAGCUGCGCGACAUGCACUACCUCCACGCCGCCAUCACCGAGUCCAUGCGGCUGUACCCGCCGGUGGCCAUGGACACGCACGGCUGCAGGGAGGACGACUUCCUACCGGACGGCACCUUCAUCGGGAAAGGGUGGCUGAUAAGCUACUCAGCGUACGCCAUGGCGCGGAUGGAGGACAUAUGGGGCAAGGACUGCGAGCUGUUCAAGCCGGAGCGGUGGCUCGGCGAGGACGGCGCGUUCCGGCCGGAGAGCCCGUUCAAGUACCCGAUCUUCCACGCCGGGCCGCGGAUGUGCCUCGGCAAGGAGAUGGCUUACAUCCAGAUGAAAUCCGUCAUCGCGUGCGUGUUGGAGAGGUUCAGCUUCCGGUUCGUCGGCAGCGAGCGGCGGCCUGGGCUCGUGCUUUCGCUGACACUGCGGAUGGAUGGUGGCUUGUCAAUGCAAGUGAACAGGAGGAGCUAG